Messenger RNA from Lytechinus variegatus (green sea urchin), 1732 nucleotides. RefSeq lists its product as uncharacterized. The record is from RefSeq and is a predicted model, not a curated record. NCBI's taxonomy places the organism in Eukaryota, Metazoa, Echinodermata, Echinoidea, Temnopleuroida, Toxopneustidae. Gene Ontology annotation, molecular function: protein binding. Bases 300 to 1511 code for a protein of 403 amino acids. The transcript has 7 exons.
AACAGCCGGCGGACGUAAGGUAGCCAAUGAACGAUUAGUUACCUAAUAAUAACUUUUUGGCAAAGUUCGUUGCAACUGGCGUCCAAUAUAUAAUAGGAUAUCUCUUCGUAAGUUACUAUAACGUGAUAUAACGAGCAAGAUCUUUGCUGUUGUUUUGGGUUGAUUUUUACAUUUUUGUGUUGAACUUGAAGAAGAGGAAAAAAGCAACAACAUCAAGCUUGGUAGACGGUGUGACAAUUAGCCAUUCAGUCUAACAUAUAGGAAACUGAGAAUUCAAAAAAGUAACAGGAUCAAACACCAUGUCGUCGACGACAUCAUGUAGACAAGUAUUCUUAGCAGUCUUGGCCAUGUCCAUGGUCAUCGAGGCGUUCGCGGGACGAACCGACCCGGCGGUAACUGCACUUACCCAUCGGGUAAAUUACUUACAGCGUUAUAUGACAAGCACGCUGAUGGGGAAGAUCUCGAAUUUGGAGAGACAAAAUAUAGCACAGGCCAACGCCAUCACCAGGUUGACAAUGGAUAUGAAUGAAACUGUGACGGAACUGACCCAAAGCAACGUUGAACUGAGACAGAAGAACGCAGAGCUUCAGACAAUGGUUGGUACCUUUGAAAGGUUCUUUUCCUCGCUCUUGGUUGAUAACCCUGAUGCCUUUGACCCGACAAGAGGAGUUGUCGAACGAAUGGACAGUCUGAAUGCUUUCCUCGGGAACAGACAGGCCAUGUUGGCAGGACUGCGACCCGACCCAGAGACAGUUCCGACCAAUGACACUGUUGACCAGGAAGAACUUGGGCGAGUCUUGACACAGCUGUCGGAGGUGAACAGUGGUCUUGAACAGAAGGUUGAUAAACUUCAGAGGAGGGUGGACAACGGGGUUGAAGCGGCAGGAGACAGGGCAUUAACCGGAGGAGCUAAUGAUAUCCUGACUCUAAAUCAAGUUGGAGACAAAUUAGUGGCUUUGGAAGCAGCCAUCAGUGCACUUACAGCAACACAACUAGCUAAGGACGAUGCUGACCGUCAAUCAGGCUCACGGAAUGUAAUUUCAGAGACUGACCGAGCAAUUCUUGAAGGCGAUUUAUACGGAACAGCAAGGGGUGUCACUAGUGUCCGGAAGUCUGUAUUUUCAGUGGCCUUAGAUCACUCUGUACUUGGAACUACUAGCGCCCAGAAAAUGCCUUUUAACUUCCCUUAUGUCAAUAAAGGGAAUCACUGGAAUGAAACAUCCAAAACUUUCGUCUGCGGUAUCACCGGUUACUACUACUUUCACUUUUCACUGCGAUCGUACGAUUCUCACUACAUGGGGGUGCAUCUGAUGAAGAAUAACCAACCAGUCACGGCUGUUUUCACAGAGAAGAGCUCCCGGAAUGUGAUGGAGAGUCAGGGAGUCGUGCUACCUCUCGAGAUCGGUGACGAGAUCUACCUCCGUCUCAGUCCGUCUGAAGAGUACGCCGUGCAUUCCGAUACCUACAAGUACUGCACCUUCUCCGGCUUCCUCGUCUAUAAAGGUCUCUGAAAGAGCGACGCUGCAUGUCUCGGUCACGCCGGCGAUACCUACUCCAGCCUCACAAAGAUUUGCGAUUUGAUCCGAUCAACCACAAUUAUGGAAAGCCAGCAACGCCAACAUCUAAGACGCAUGCUUAUUCAAAAUGUUGUUCUAGAUGAUGACGUUGUAUACUCGAUUGUCUAUUUGAUCCGGAUGGUCCGCCUUAUGCCUUAUCCGAAGCCUUUGAUAAU